CUGAGCGGGGCUGAGCCCGCAGCCGCUCGCAGCCCCCCACCCCACCCACCCCGGGCCCCCUUGAGUCCCUGCCAUGGCGAAACAGUAUGAUGUACUGUUCCGGCUGCUGCUGAUCGGGGACUCCGGGGUGGGCAAGACCUGCCUGCUGUGCCGCUUCACCGACAACGAGUUUCACUCCUCGCACAUCUCCACCAUCGGUGUCGACUUUAAGAUGAAGACCAUCGAAGUAGAUGGCAUCAAAGUGCGGAUACAGAUUUGGGACACAGCAGGGCAGGAGAGGUACCAGACCAUCACAAAGCAGUACUAUCGGCGGGCCCAGGGAAUAUUUUUAGUCUACGACAUUAGCAGCGAGCGCUCUUACCAACACAUCAUGAAGUGGGUCAGUGACGUGGAUGAGUAUGCACCAGAAGGGGUCCAGAAGAUCCUCAUAGGGAAUAAGGCUGAUGAGGAGCAGAAACGGCAGGUGGGCAGAGAGCAAGGGCAGCAGCUGGCUAAGGAGUAUGGCAUGGACUUCUAUGAAACAAGUGCCUGCACCAACCUCAACAUUAAAGAGUCCUUCACUCGCCUGACGGAGCUGGUGCUGCAGGCCCACAGGAAAGAGCUGGACGGUCUCCGAACACGAGCCAGCAACGAGUUAGCCUUCGCAGAACUGGAGGAAGAGGAAGGCAAACCCGAGGGCCCAGCGAACUCUUCAAAGACCUGCUGGUGCUGAGGGUCCUGUGUGGAAUUCCCCCCACAUCUCCCUUCCCCCAGGAGGCGCGUGGAAGCAGGGGAGCCUGGGCUUUGCUCACCGCUGUCCUUUCAUUUGAUGACCCUGUUGAAAACCAGUAGCUGCUACUCCCCUGCCCUGGCCCCGUGAGCAGCUCUGCUGUGGUCUCUGAGCAGCCUCCGCCCCCAGCCCCUCUAUCCCGGAGUGGCAACCUUCCAGCCUAUUUCCCAGCCACAGGCCUGCUGUGACACCCCAGAAUGUGCUGCAGCCAUCUCGCCAAGCUCCUGGGACAAUGGUCAAGGCCACUUGAGGACUCUGUUCUUAGCGCAUCUCGUGUACUCUCUCUGCUUUUUCUCUUCUUUCUCUUUCUCCACUCCCUUCCCUCCCAUGUAUUUUGCAUCCAUGCCUCCCCUCCUCCUUUGCCUGUGAGCGGCUGCUGUUGCAGUUCCUUCUCUCCUUCCUACCUUCCUGACUCUGCCUAAGGGACCGGACCCAGGCCCUGCCCCUGGGAGGAUGCCUCACCCUGCUCGGGGGGAGGGGACAAAGGCUAAGGGUGCUUCUUCCUCCUCCCCUCCCCACUGCCCGUCCUUGUGCCGUGGGCUGCCUCCCCAGUGACCUGAGAAAGUAGAACACUGAGGUGGCAGGACUGCACGACUAGGUGGUCCUCAAGCCUGGCCUGGCCUACUCUGCCUUUGCCUGCUGCUGGUGUUUUGGCCUUGCCUGGCUGCCUCUGUGGGGAACUGAGUCCGGAGGAUGAGGGGUGGCGGGGAUAAAUCACCUCUAGUCUCUACCUCCCACAUCGCCUUGUCCCUGGAUUCCUGAAUUUAAAGAUGGGGAUCAAGGCCUGAGGACACCAAAGGGAAGGGGAGCCCGAGGGUCAGACACUGUAGAGUCAACUCUGAACUCUAGAAAGAGGUAAAAGCAGGUGUGAAGGGGCAGCUCCUGGAUGGCAAGGUAAGAACCAGGGCAGAGGGCGCUUCCCGAAACAGUGAGCGUUAGCCUGGGUGCAGUGGCGCAGGCCUGAGUCCCAGCACUCUGGGAGGCAGAGGCAAGCGAGUCACCGUGAGUUCAAAGCUAGCCUGGUCUACAAAGGGAGUUCAGGACAGCCAAGGCUACACAGAGAAACCCUAUCUCAAAAAAAAACAAAACAAAACAAAAAAAUAGUGAGUGUUGUGAGGGCAGCAGGACAUCCUGUGUAAGAACAUUUACCCAGACUCCUUGGCAGAGGUGGGAGGUGACAGAACCACGUCACUCUUCUUUCACUGAACCCAGCCUUAACCUUAACCCAGUUAAGGUUUUCCUAGGUCCCCGAGUGUGUGGGCAGCAGACCGUAAAACACAGGAAGAGAAGAGCAGGUAUGGGUAGAGGUUCUUGGUGCCCUGCCUUCCAACACUUCCUCCUCUGGCCCCUUUACUCCUGAGUAGGCUUAUAGCUUUGCCAACUGCUGUCUGUGUAGCUACCAAGGGAGGGAAAGGGACACCCUCCUCCAGAGUUCUAUGCUCAGGAAGUUUCUUUAAACCUGUGGUCCAGGAGUACCUUGAAAAAAGCCCCUGAAAGAAUGGAAGAACAAAAAACAAAAAACCAAAAACCCUGCAAGGGUUUGUCCUUACAUUCCCAAGGUGGGAGGAGCUCAGGUAAGAAAUUAGUCCCAAGAUGCACUGUGUGGCUUGGGCAGGAGCCAAAGCAAAGGAAGAACUGGGCAUUGAUUGAGCAUUCACUGACCAGGGACCUUUCAAAUCCAGGGCUCAGAUGGGAAGAUAAAGAGCCUCACGCCCUUUAAGUCUCCCCAAAACAGGGUUAUAAUGCAAUCAAUGGAAAUUACUUCCUGACUUAGCGAACCAGGAAACAGGCGGCAGGAGAAAGCAGCUCGGGAUUUCUGGUGGAGGGAAAAGAAGUGGGAACAGUAGUCCUUUGUUGACUAAUGAGGAAGGCAGAGAGCCAGGACUGAGAUUGGACCAUGACUGACUGAGUCAUCCAGCAGGUGAGCGGACCUGCCUUCAGCCAGGGACCCAAGGAGGAUUUAUACAGGACAAUGGCCCGAACCUGUGGCAAGUGUCACUGUCUUGCUCUCCCAGCCCUUCAAGAAAGGACUUGGUUUUCGCUGUCCUAAGGCAUCUGGGAAGGAAAACACGGGGCUGGGAUUCUGUGGACUCUGCAUCUGGUCAGAGCUCUGAAGUAUGGCAGAAAAGCUGGGAGGCAGAGUAUACCUGUGCUUGCUCUAUUCCGGAGUCUGCCUCGCCCUAACUGCCAGUCUGGGGGCAGGGGUGGCUUGGGCUGUGUCAUUGGCCUCAACUGUCCAGCAGGCUUUUCUGGCCUGAGAUCGAUUCGCCCUGGUACACCACCUGAGUCCCCCUAUCUCCCUGUAAUGGGUGAACUUCGUGUACUGUGUCUUGGGUCCAUUAUAUGAAUUGUGAGCAGGGUUCAUCUAUUUUAAACACAGAUGUUUACAAAAUAAAGGAUAUUUCAA
Psammomys obesus (fat sand rat) is the source of this 3176-nucleotide messenger RNA. RefSeq names its product RAB15, member RAS oncogene family (gene Rab15). The transcript has 7 exons. The coding region runs from base 74 to 712 and encodes 212 amino acids. Gene Ontology annotation, biological process: Rab protein signal transduction. The record is from RefSeq and is a predicted model, not a curated record. NCBI's taxonomy places the organism in Eukaryota, Metazoa, Chordata, Mammalia, Rodentia, Muridae. Gene Ontology annotation, molecular function: GTP binding; GTPase activity.